Molecule: messenger RNA, 7815 nt
Organism: Protobothrops mucrosquamatus (brown spotted pit viper)
Lineage: Eukaryota; Metazoa; Chordata; Lepidosauria; Squamata; Viperidae
Gene: NSD1
Product: nuclear receptor binding SET domain protein 1
Exons: 22
Coding region: 1-7815 (2604 amino acids)
Biological process (GO): regulation of DNA-templated transcription
Cellular component (GO): chromatin; nucleus
Molecular function (GO): histone H3K36 methyltransferase activity; protein binding
Source: RefSeq, a predicted model, not a curated record
AUGGAUCAGGCCUGCGAAGUGAGCAGGAGGGGCUGCCUGCUUUCUUUCGCCACUCCUUUGGGGCUAGAUGCGCUGGAGGAGGACGGGCACAGCAGCCCCUACGCGGGGGAGGGUCGGAGCCGUAGCCCCGAGCUCCCUAAUGGGUGCCCCGUGGGGCUCCCUCCAGCAGCGUCCAAGGCUACAUUCGGCCAAGACCCAUCCUCCUGCUAUACCCCACUGCGCAGGCUGCAGGAUUUGGCCUCCAUGGGCAAUGCUGAAUAUUUGAAUGGCUCAAAAGAUGGCUCUGAUUCCUUGCAGGAGCUGGAAAUGAACGACUCCAGCCGGGACUCCCUGGAGCCUUGCAGUUCGUCGUUGUUAGGUGGCCCCAAAGACUCUGCCAGGCUUCUGGAUUUUGAGUCUUUUUCCCCAUCGGAGGAAGACCAGGAGGUGGAUUCAGAAGCCUCAUCCAUCACAGCUGAGGCAAAUCCGGAGGAAGAAAUUCACUUGAGGAUGGAAAGUAGAGCUACAGCCACCUGCAGCAAGGAAACCGACUCUGAAAACAGGGCAGACCUCCAGCUAGGAGACUGUAUAGAAAUUAGACCCAGUGCAACCAUUUCUGCCCUCUUAUCAACCCCAGUUUCUUCUCCAGAGCAUGUGCAAAAUAAUUCUUACCAAGAGUCUGCUCUAGGGAGCAGAACUGUGAAAACGGAUCUACCCUCCAUGCCUUAUUUACCUGGAGAUGCUGACCUGCGAAAAGAAAACCAAUACAGUCUCAUGAAAGUAUCGGAAAAGCAAGAUCCAAAUCCGACUCCUAUCGCCUUAGGAAACUUGAUAGAAAGGCUUGAAUCGUCAAUUACUGCAAAUCCACCAACUCCAGGAUUAUCAUCUGUAAGCAGCCUUGGGGGCCGAACCAAGAAGAAACCUGCCCCAUUGAAAUAUGACGCUGGAGAUCUUGUAUGGGCCAAGUUCAACAGACGUCCGUGGUGGCCCUGUAAAGUUUGUCAUGAUCCUGUAUUAGAUACACAUUCAAAAAUGAAAGUUACUAACCGCAAGCCAUAUCGAGAGUAUUAUGUGGAAGUAUUGGGUGAUCCGUCUGAAAGAGCCUGGGUGAUAGGAAAAGCUAUUGUGAUUUUUGAAGGAAGACAUCAGUUUGAAGAACUACCUGUCCUUCGGAGAAGAGGGAAACAAAAAGAGAAAGGUUACAGGCACAAGGUUCCUAAGAAAUUUAUGGCUAAAUGGGAGAUCAGUGUCGGCCUUACUAGUGAAUAUCUUAAGCAGAACGGCAUGAAAAAGUGUAUCCGGACUUCUAGCAAAUUGGAGAGCGUCCAUUUAAUGGGAUCGUGUAAAAAGGAUUCCUUAAACGAGCAGAGCAGGCAUCUGAAUGGAUGUUUGAAACCAUUAGCAUUUGAUUCUAAACAUUUCUCCCAUGACAAAGGGAAAACAUUCACUAAAUCACAAAUGAGGAAGAACUCUGAUGCAAGGAAGGGGAGUAGAAUAAAAAAAUGUAGCACUAAGAGAGAGUGUGAAGGGAAAGUGCCAAUGAGCAAAGUUAAAAGUACAAUUUUUGAAAACAUGCCAGAUAAGCAGGCAUCUCAUGAACUUUGCAGAGCAGCAGAAAGCCUUAUAGGUUCCAAAUGUACCGUGGAAAACUACUUGCUCUCUUCCUUUGGGGAAAGGCAAUUUGAAAAUAAAUCUAAGAAAGCAGAUUACGACAUCUUUCAAAGAGACUGCCAACUUGAACCCCCCAAAAUAGAUUUGAAGAAAAAGAAAAGCCCCUCCGGCUUCAUGUCGAGUUCAAAACAACAGCUGCCAUAUUCUGGAACUGAGGGUGGAAAUGAGAGAGAAAAAGAAAUGGACUCUGAUGGUAUCUGCGAUCUAGAGCCUCUUGACCAAAGUAUUGCAGCAGCAUGUAGAGAUCUAAAAAUUUGUGACUCUAUGAACAAAACAGGAAGGGAACUGUCUUUGGGGCAAAGAAGCAUUAAACGUCCUGUAUCUCUCCCCAAAAGUAGUAACAGAAAUCAGAAACCUCUGGAAGGCUCCUUAGAUAGGGAUACCAAGGUUGAAACAGGAGGUGAGCAAUUCCAGCAGCCAUCCUUCGAAGCUGAGAGGAAGGCAUCUGCUUACAGGAAGGACAAUCUUACCACGGUAGAUAAGCACACUACACUCCAAAGUAAAGGGUUUACAAGUCACAUGGAUAUUAAACAGCUCCAGUUCAGAACUAUAAAAUGCAAACAUAAAGGAUCUGCUGCUGCCACAGAAUCAUCUCUUAAGAAAGAGGAAUGUCUGCCUGACUGCUGCUUUUCUACUACCAAAAGUGCUCCUGGGUUUCAAUUAGAUACACCUGCCAAAAGUGGGAAGCUCGAUGGCUCUAAACUGCCAAACAGUACUAGAGAGAAAUCUUGUGAUUCUGCUGAAAUAGAAACAGCUGUUGUGAAACACGUGCUUUCUGAACUGAAGGAGCUGUCCUAUAGGUCCAUGAAUGAUAAAGCUAAAGACGGUGGGUCACCUAAGUCUGCCGUGCCCUUACUCUUUUCAUCUGUCUCGGGGCAGAAUCACUUGCCAAUUGAGCCUAAUUACAAAUUCAGCACCUUAUUGAUGAUGUUGAAAGACAUGCAUGACAGUAAGACAAAAGAGAAACAGAUCAUGACUACUCAGAACAUUGUCUCCUACAGAAGUUCUAGCAAUGGUGAAAGUAGUGGAAGUGAUACUCCGAGUGAUUUGACGUCUUUGACUACCAUGGGAGCAACUCCUAAAAUAGAAAAAAAUCAAGACAGUGUUCAAGAACCAGAAUGUCAUGAACCCAAAGAAGGUCAGUCCUCUUUUUCACAUGCUAUCACAACCAAGUUGAUCAGUCUUGGUGCUAAAAAAAGGGAACUCACAAAUACGGCUGUCCCUGAUACACGCUGCACCGCAAGGCGCAGCUAUCCAAAAUCUAAGCACCUAUCUAAACUAAUAGUUAACACAACAUCAAAGAGCAAAUCAUUAAAACAUUUAUUCAGUACAGCAGAAAGAGUGUCCCACCAGCAUAGAGCUACCCAAAGCUCAGUUGCUAGAUCUCUAGACAGAACCAAGGAAGAUUUUGCAAGGAAAGUACCUUGGGAGUUGGUGCGACACUCCCCUGGUGAAGACUCUUCAAGUUCCUCUGAUGGCAGUUUAGUUCAUAUAAAAAAGAAGUCAGAAUCUGGUAAAAAGAAAGAGAGCUACAGGCCCUUUGAAAAGGGGGAGUGCCUAGAGUUGGAAAGAGGACUGAAUAGAGAAGGCUCCAUGGGGGAUGAGUCUAAAGAUGUAAGCCACGUAGCACCCAAAAAGCGAUGGAAGCGUUUUAACCAAAGCAGUUCUAAAGCUGUUGUAAAUGCAGAGAAGAAGCGCCUUAGAAAACCAAGUAAGAGGCUUCUAGAAUAUGCAGAGGAAUAUGAUCACAUAUUUGCAUUGAAGAAGAAGAAAAAGACUCAGGAAUCAUUUCAAAAGAGAAGUUCUCUGGAGAGGUCUGAAACCAAACAGAAAAGCAACAUUGAGAAACAAGCACGUAAUAAACAUCUGGAGCAGAAGCCCUUGGACUCCAUUUCAUCCGCUUCUUCAUCAAAAGAAUCUCCUCCAGUCCUUGAAGCUGAGCGUCCUCUGUCAGAUGAGCCUGAUGUCCAUUCCAGGGAACCAAGAUUAGAAAUGCCAGUUUUGACGUUAUCUUCACCAAAUGUGUUGGAAUCUGUUGCCUCUGCUGCUGAUUCCCAUUCACAGGGAGAAGAACCAAUAAUGAAACCAGGAAGCUUUGAGAGUAAACGGCAGCGAAAGCCAACAAAAAAGCUCUUAGAAUCCAAUGAUUUGGAUACGACAUUUAUACCAAAGAGAGAGUGGACCUCUAUAAAGAAGUGUUCUGAGGCUGGUCCUUUGGAUACUGAAAUGCCUGAGUUUUAUUCCACAUCUCGGCUUUCAAAUGCUGUCGAAGCUCCUGAAAAAGUUCCUGGGAAACCGAGGAAGAGAAAGCGGCAGCGACGCAGUUUGGCAGCAACUCCCUGUAAAAAAGAAAAGAGUGACAGUACCCAGGAGGAAACUCCAAACACUGAGGGUGAUGGAUCUCAUGGAGUAGCUGGAAGCCCGAAGGAAACUACUGAGGAAGACAAUGAACCUGGGUUGCCUUCGUCCAAAAAGAUGCAGGGGGAACGAGGUGGAGGAGCUGCUCUCAAGGAGAAUGUGUGUCAGAUCUGUGAAAAGCCAGGUGAAUUGUUGCUGUGUGAAGCUCAGUGCUGUGGUGCUUUCCACCUGCAGUGCCUCGGGCUCUCAGAAAUGCCGAAGGGCAAGUUUAUCUGCACUGAGUGUUCCACAGGAGUUCACACGUGUUUUGUAUGCAAGAAUAGCGGGGAGAAUGCAAAGCGUUGCUUGCUUCCUCUGUGUGGCAAAUACUAUCAUGAAGAAUGUGUACAGAAAUACCCUCCUACAGUCAUGCAGAACAAGGGCUUUCGCUGCUCACUGCAUAUCUGUAUGACAUGCCAUGCUGCUAACCCAGCUAAUAUUUCUGCAUCUAAAGGUCGCUUGAUGCGUUGUGUGCGGUGCCCUGUUGCAUACCAUUCAAAUGAUUUCUGCCUUGCUGCUGGGACAGUGAUUCUGGCUUCCAACAGCAUGAUCUGCCCCAAUCACUUUACCCCUCGAAGGGGCUGUAGAAACCACGAGCAUGUAAACGUCAGCUGGUGUUUUGUUUGCUCAGAAGGUGGCAGCCUUUUAUGCUGUGAGUCGUGCCCUGCUGCAUUCCAUCGGGAGUGUCUGAGCAUUGACAUGCCAGAGGGGAGCUGGUACUGUAAUGACUGCAAGGCUGGCAAGAAGCCACACUAUAAGGAAGUGGUCUGGGUGAAAGUGGGGCGUUACAGGUGGUGGCCGGCUGAGAUUUGCCACCCUAGGACCAUUCCUAUCAACAUUCAGAAGAUGAAACAUGUCAUUGGUGAAUUCCCUGUCCUUUUUUUCGGAUCAAAUGAUUACCUUUGGACUCACCAGGCUCGAGUGUUUCCUUACAUGGAAGGAGACGUGAGCAGCAAGGAUAAGAUGGCAAAGGGAGUAGAUGGCAUUUACAAGAAGGCUUUACAGGAAGCUGCUGUAAGAUUUGAAGAAUUAAAGGCACAGAAAGAACUGCGUCAGCUACAAGAAGACAAAAAGAAUGAUAAGAAACCGCCACCAUACAAACAUAUUAAGGUAAACAGGCCUGUGGGCAAAGUGCAGAUCUUCACAGCAGAUUUGUCUGAAAUACCGCGUUGCAACUGCAAGCCUGCAGAUGAAAACCCCUGUGGCUUGGAUUCAGAGUGCAUUAAUCGCAUGCUGCUCUAUGAAUGUCACCCUGCGGUUUGCCAAACUGGAGAACGCUGCCAAAACCAGUGUUUCACCAAGAGGCAGUAUCCAGAAGUAGAAAUCUUCCGUACUUUAGCACGUGGCUGGGGUUUGCAAGCUAAGAGAGACAUUAAAAAGGGUGAGUUUGUGAAUGAGUAUGUGGGAGAAUUGAUAGAUGAAGAAGAAUGUCGGGCCAGAAUCCGCUAUGCUCAAGAACAUGAUAUCACCAACUUUUAUAUGCUGACUUUGGACAAGGAUCGAAUAAUUGAUGCUGGACCAAAGGGCAAUUAUGCUCGAUUCAUGAACCACUGUUGCCAGCCAAAUUGCGAGACACAGAAAUGGUCAGUGAAUGGAGAUACUCGUGUUGGGCUGUUUGCCCUUGUAAAUAUUAAAGCAGGGACCGAACUGACUUUUAACUACAACCUGGAAUGUUUGGGGAAUGGGAAAACAGUUUGCAAGUGUGGAGCACCAAACUGCAGUGGCUUCCUUGGAGUGCGGCCAAAGAAUCAGCCACCUGCUACAGAAGAGAAAUCUAAGAAAUGUAAGAGGCGGCACGGAAAGCGCAAGUCACAGACAGAAGUCAUGAAAGAGAGGGAGGAUGAAUGUUUCAGUUGUGGAGAUGGUGGGCAGUUGGUUUCCUGUAAGAGACCAGGAUGCCCCAAAGUCUACCACGCUGACUGCCUCAAUCUGACUAGGCGACCUGCAGGAAAGUGGGAAUGUCCUUGGCAUCAGUGUGACGUGUGUAACAAAGAUGCAGCCUCCUUCUGCGAGAUGUGUCCCCGAUCAUUCUGCAAACAGCAUAGGGAAGGCAUGCUGUUCAUCUCCAAACUGGAUGGACGCCUGUCAUGCACAGAACACGAUCCUUGUGGACCUAACCCUCUAGAGCCAGGAGAGAUUCGUGAGUAUGCGCCUUCCACAGAAUCAGCAGCUGGCUGCCAAAACACUCAGCCAUCAGACCAGCAGCCUGCAGCUACAGGCCCGAAAUCUCAGUCCUCAGAGAGGCUUCCUCUGACUGUGUCUCUGAGGCUGCAAUCCUCAGAUAAACCACCUUCCUCUUCAUUGGCUCUGAGGCUACAGUCCUCAGACAAGCCACCUUCCUCGGUGGCCCUGAAGCUACAGCCCUCAGAUAAAACACCCUCUACAAUGGCACUGCGGCUUCAACCAGCAGACAAACUGCCCUCCACCCUGGCCCUGAGUUUAAAGCCCUCUGACAAAUUGCCCUCCACCCUGGCCUUGAGGUUCAAGCCUUCAGACAAACUAUCCUCUGCCCUGGCCCUUAGAUUGCAGUCAUCAGACAAGCCACUUUCGGCAGUGGCUCUUAGGCUACACCCCUCAGAGAAGUCAGCACCAACGGUGGCCCUCAGGCUGCGGGCCUCAGAAAAGCUAGCUUCCCCUGGGGCCCGGAAGGGGCAACGCCCCGAGAAGCUGUCCCCCACCAUAGUUCGAGAGGAACAGUCCUCUGUCGGCACUGAGGAGAAGCCACCUGGAUCUGAGAGAGCAGCCGACUGCUCGGCCUUAGAGGCACCCAGGAAUUCAGACCCAUCACCUUUGAUGGGUGCUCCCCAGCCCCUACUGCUAGAUAAGCCCCCCACCACCCCACCGCCUCAUGGGCAGGUAGUGGACAGAGCUGCAGAACCUGACUCUCUGAGGCCUGAGCCACAGGGCAGGGCCAUUUCUGUGGGGCCGCUGCCUCAGCCUUCAGGGAAGGCGGCCCCUUCACUGAGCCUGAAGCCGCAGCUGCCAGUCAGACCUGUCACCCCAGUAGCCCUGAGGUCUAAGCCGUCAGAGAAGCUAGUCGCUCCGACCGGCUCACCGCCUCAGACGCCCAGCAGGCUGCCUACCCCUGUGGACACUCGGCCUGUACCAUCUGACAAACCUUCUACCACCGCGGGCCUGAGGCCUCAGCUCUCAGACAGGCUUCCUGCCCCACUAAACCCCAGGCCUUUGCUUUCAGAGAAAGCACUGCGGCCAGUCGACCAGAAUGCUCAACCCAAAGAAAGAGGCUUUGUGACUGUGGAGCAGAACCCUCAGCCGAAAGAACGGACAUCUGUAUCUGGCGAGCAGUCUUGUCGGCCAACGGGGAAAUGUCCACCCUUCCCAGGGCAAACCUCCUGUCCGCUAGAGAACUUGCAAAUGCACGAAAAGACCUCUUGGCUUAGUGCAAAAGGGCUGCCAUCCAUGGAGCAAUCUUUUUGGACAGCUGAGAAACUGCAGUCUCCUGAGCACAGUCUCUGUCCAGGCCAAGAAGCAAUAUCUGCACCCUCCACGGAGCAGACAUUUUGGUCAACAGAGAGAUUGUCUGCAUUUGAACAACCCCCUUGGCCUGGAAGGGAAGCUCCACUACCUUCUGGGCAAACCUCAUGGCUGACCAGAAACAUUCAGACAUUGGAGCAGAUCUCUUGGCUCUCUGGGAAAACACAAAUGCCUGUGGGGCAGGGCAUCUUGCCUUUGUCUGAGCAAAAUGCGGUGCUAGGACUGGACCAGGACUCUCCUGGCCACGAACCUCCUGAGUCUAAAUCUAAGUGA